GAUAAUGUGGUUACUGACUUAAUUUUCCUUUAAUGUAGCAUUUAGAUGCAGCAUUCCAUCUCAUGAGGAGGCGUCUAGAAUUUUAUCCUAACGUGUACCCUCAGAAAUGUGUUGUUAUGCCUACAAUUUUUCCUGAAUCAUUGAAGGGUCGGUGGGACGCUUUUCCAGGUUCUGACUACUCUAGAUUUAGUUGGGAUGACAGUAUAUUGGACCUGGUUAGGGGUGAUGCAGUCCAGUUCUUACCGAGUUGGCAGAACAAGGAGUUCAUUUAUUUUGCCCUCUUCUUGAAAGACCAAAUGCAUUGGGUAGCUGUAGAGGCAGACCUGAAUGGGUGGAUGCUCAACAUCUUUGACUCCAGUAUUGGAUCAAUUUCCGAAAACGAUUUGAUCAGCUUGAUGGUUGACUGGUGUACCAUUUUCCCGUCGGUCUUGCGACAGUCCGGUUUAUUUGAGAACCAUGACGUUAUACUCGCGCCUCAGUUGACAGCAUCAGAGAGCCAGUGGCGAUUGCGGAUGUUACGUAAUUGAGCAUAUUGAACAUAAGCUUCUACAACUACCAUUUGAUAAUGUAACUGACAAUAAUAUGAAACUUUUU
Humulus lupulus (European hop) is the source of this 594-nucleotide messenger RNA. RefSeq lists its product as uncharacterized. The transcript has 2 exons. The record is from RefSeq and is a predicted model, not a curated record. NCBI's taxonomy places the organism in Eukaryota, Viridiplantae, Streptophyta, Magnoliopsida, Rosales, Cannabaceae. Bases 63 to 527 code for a protein of 154 amino acids.